Molecule: messenger RNA, 666 nt
Organism: Oldenlandia corymbosa var. corymbosa
Lineage: Eukaryota; Viridiplantae; Streptophyta; Magnoliopsida; Gentianales; Rubiaceae
Source: the annotation of a GenBank genome assembly
AUGGAUGAAGAAGUGAAGCUUUUCGGUUUUUGGCCAAGCUUCCCUGUGUACAAAGUGAUAUGGACUCUGAAAUUCAAGGGCAUCAAGUAUGAAUACAUAGAAGAAGAUAUCUCUAACAAGAGUGAUUUACUUCUGAAGUAUAAUCCCGUUCACAAGAAGGUUCCUGUACUCGUUCAUGGAGGCAAAUCCCUUGCGGAGUCCUCUGUGAUCCAGGAAUACAUUGAAGAAACAUGGCCCAAGCCAUAUCCCCUCUUCCCUGAAGAUGCUUUUGCAAAAGCCAUGGCUAGAUUUUGGAUAAACUUUGGAAUGGAAAAGGGUCGAGUCUUUUACAAAUUUCUCGGAGCUGGUGAAGGACAGAAGGAAGAGGCUGCCAAACAGUCAUUGGAAGUUCUGAAAAUCAUUGAGCAGCAAGGCUUAGGGAGCAAGAAAUUUUUUGGUGGCGAAUCGAUUAACGCAGUGGACCUGUCAUUCGGGUUUUUUGCUCAUUGGCUUGGAUGCAUGGAAGAGAUUGUGGGUAUAAAACUUGUGAAGCCCACCAAUUUACCUCACUUACAUGCAUGGCUGGAAAAGUUCAUGGAAGAGCCCGUGAUCAAGGAAAAUCUACCGGACAGAGAAAAACUGAUGGAGUACUAUAAGGAGCAAAGGGAAAGAUUCCUGGCUGGUUAA